GACGAAGGAACAUAAAAUUCGCGUAAAUCUCAUUCAUAUCCCUCAGUUACGCUUGUAGUCAUCUUGUUGCCAUAGAAACGACUAUGUAGUAUAAACAAAAUUGUAAAAGGCUAUCUAAGAAUGCAUUACUUCGACAAUAAUCUUAUUAUUUUAUGUUUUAUAGUAUUUCUUGUAACAAUUGACGAUACGAUUGGUACGAAUAAUGAAAUUUUUGAAAUAUCACAACCUAAUUUAUGUAAAAAUGACGAAUACUUUGAUACGAAAUAUUUUUCUUGUCGCAAAUGUAAUAUCUUCGAAUUUCUUGAACCCAGUACUGAUCAUUUGAUCAAUUAUUUAAUACUUUUUACAGAUUUACGAUGCGUUUGCAAUAAAUUUAGUAAAACAAUCGGUUUUAAAAAUGGUAAUCCCAUUUGUGCAAAAUGUAAUUAUAAUCAAACUGUAACUACUGAUGGCAAGGACUGUAUUGUUUGUCCAAAUAAUAUUUGCAAAUGUUCAUCCAACGAUAUACUAAUGGAAAGAAACUGGGAUGGUACAUUAUUGAACAGUAUAAAAUGUCUUCCGUGUCCAAAAAAUACAUAUCCAUCUAAUGCGAAUUCUAAAUGUUUGCCAUGUAAUAACUUGGAUAAUAGAAAUCAAGAAAAUUGUGUUUGUCCACUAGGAUCGCAUGUUAAAAUACAAGGAUAUUGUUUAAACAGAGAUAAUCUAGCGGAUUGGCCAGAUAUUAAAAGUACUUACACAAUAAAAUUUCAAAGCAAGACUGUAGACAGUUAUUACCUUAGAACCGAAUUACAAGCAGCUAUGUACUUUUGUAAAGUAAGUAAAAAAUUAAUCUUACAAAGCUUUAAAAAUGUCCCUGAUUAUGAACUUAUUAAUAUAAUUUUUCAGAAUAAAGACAAGUUGUCUUGUGAACAUUUAUCGCAUAUAUGUGUUUUAACUUUAUAUGUAAGCAGCGUACAAUGUGCAUUAUUUAUGCAAACACAUAUGGCACCGGUCAAAUUAUUUUACAAUAAAGAUGAAACAUCACUGAUAUUAAAUACCAAAAAUAUCUCACAAAUAUACAGUUUGAAAAAGGAUGACGAUGUAUACACAUUUUUUAUUAUAUCUGUUUUAGAAAAAUCAGGUGAUUUUAAUACAUUGAAUUUUACAAUGGCAACAUUUUCUUUAGAAGGCAAGCUACUUGAAAUAGGUAGUCCAAGCAUGCCUUGUCAUUUCCUUACAAACGUUAGAUUUGGAGUUAAUCUUAAUAAAAAAUGUAUAGUCACUGUAAAGGAUCUCCUAAAUAUGGAGGUACAAUUUCAACAACUCUAUUUAACAUACAAAGAGGAAGAAAAAGUUCUUUCCCAUGCAGUACCAAUUAAUAUAAAAAAAGAAUACGAGGUAAAAAAUAUCUUUAUAUCAAAUUUAGUAUAUCAAUGCAUUCAUUUAUAUAAUUUAUAUAUUCUUUCUAUACUUCAGAAUGAUUACGAUAUAUCGGAGAAUCAACUUGUUAGAAAAUUCUUUUUGGUAGACAAUAUAAGUGGCAUUAAAGCAUUACCAAAUUUUGUGACUGGAACAUUUCUAAAAAAAUCUAACUUAUCUGUACUUCGUUACAUGAAAUCAUUUACUAUCUUAGUAAAUAUUCAAACCAGUAAACCUCGUGGAAAAAUUUAUCCGCCCUUAGUGAUUAUAGAAUACGGAGAAUUAACGGAGCAACAAAUUUCUAGAAACGUAGAAGUUGUAAUAAAUUAUAAAGUAACAUUUGCUUUAAAGGAGAAUCAUAUAAAUUCUAAUACUCAGAUACUUAUUGGUGUUUUAUCAACCAUAGCAAUUAUUAAUUCAGCAUUAAAAACUUGGACAUAUUGUAAAAAAAACUAUAGUUGUAUUCCUAAUGUAACAGUUUCAUUAUGGUUCUUUAUAUAUGUGAUGGGUGCUAUGGGAAACACCCUUAUUAUUAUAUCAAUUAGUAUAUGCAUAUAUUUAUUUAUAUUUUUUAAAGGGCAAACGAUCCCAUACACAUUACUUCCAAACAUGUCUAAUGAACAAAAUAUACAGAUCUUUACUAUAAUUGGAUUUUGUUUAAAAGUAAGUUUAUGUUAUACAGUACUAUAUAAACAUAAUUUAUAAUUCAUUUUUUAAAAUUAUUUCAUUUUGCAGAUCGUAGAAAUGAUAGGAUUCAUUUAUCAACAUUGGGACAUAUACAUAUUUUUCAUUGAUUGGGAACAGCCAAAAAUAAUGCGUGAUUCAUCAAAGUACGAUUCUCCUUAUACUUCAUUUCGAAAAUUGUAUACUAAUAUAUUAAUUGACGGUAAAGACGAGAAUCCAAAAACUCCAUCUGAAAUUAUUGCAGCUAGAAGAAAUAAAACGUUUAAAAAAGCAAGCAAAAAAGGUGCACCUAGCAAAAUUUUCAAACCUGUAGAAGAAGAAGAGUUUCAAGAAACAUAUUCUAUUUCUAAAUCUUCAAUGCAAAGAGAAGAUAAUACUCAAAUGUCAGUUAGUAUUUGGAGAACAUAUCUUGUUGCUAACGAAUGGUUAAAAUUACUAACAAAACGAAGAAUAAAUAUAUCGUUACAAUUAAUUAGUACUUUGUUUGUUUUAGAGGUCAUAGGUGUAAAAUAUUGGAGCCUAGCUAUACCAGAAAUAACAAUUAAUAAGCAUCCUGAGGUGAGAAUGAAUUUUUCACUACAGUAUGCUGUUUGUGCUAUAGUAUAUAUUACAAUUUAUUUUAUUCAAUACUUAAUAUCCAUUAUAUUUUACGAAAGAUUUAUAAAGAAUCAAAUGCAACAAUUUGUUGAUUUGUGUUCAAUUGCUAAUAUCAGUGUAUUUAUCUUGGAAUAUAAUUAUUACGGAUUUUAUAUUCAUGGAAGAUCAGUUCAUGGAUUUUCUGAUACAGAUUUAUUUACUUUAAUAAAUAAUUUAAAGAACGAAGAGAAUCAAUUAUGUGCACAUAGAGGUCUGGUUCCUGGUACAAUAGAACAAAAUUUUGUAGUAUCAGUAACACCGACAUUCAGAACAUUCUAUGAAAAAUUUUAUACUGAGAAAGAUUUUGUGAGUUUUUUGUAAUCAUCGAUACCUGUAUGAAUAUAU
Molecule: messenger RNA, 3063 nt
Organism: Polistes canadensis
Lineage: Eukaryota; Metazoa; Arthropoda; Insecta; Hymenoptera; Vespidae
Product: meckelin
Biological process (GO): cilium assembly
Cellular component (GO): MKS complex; ciliary transition zone
Source: RefSeq, a predicted model, not a curated record